AUGACGCAUUGCCAAUUAAUGACUGCAUAUCUCUUCCUACUGAUCCCCUUAUUGGUUAUAUCAAGUCAAUCCUGGCGGGAACAUUACGAAGACACCACAGAAGAAUCCUCUGCUGAUGAAGAAUCUCUGAUGGAGAAACGCUGGCAGUUGGGCUAUGAAAACUGGCGUCUUCGCUGCGAAAAAUUCGAGAGGGAAAUGAAUAAGACAUCUCCUGUAAACACUCGAAUUGCAGGUGGAGAACUGGCCACAAGUGGCAUGUUUCCCCAUCAAGUGGGUCUGGUUGUUCAGCUGAGUGGUGGCGAAUUCUUAAAAUGCGGGGGUUCCCUCAUCACUCUUCAGUUUGUUGUGACUGCAGCCCACUGCUUAACGGAUGCCAUUGCAGCAAGGAUUUACACAGGAGCCACAAGAUUCGCGGAUGCCACAGAUUCCGCCGAAGUGUUGUUGGUUACAUAUCGAGAUUUCAUAGUCCACCCAGGAUACUUGGGUUUUGGUGGCUACAAUGACUUGGCUUUGAUUCGGCUCCCUAAAAAGGUUAUUACCUCAGAUCGAGUGCAACCCAUUGAGUUAGCUGGUGAAUUUAUGAAUCAACACUUUCUGUCGGGUAAAGUGGUGACCCUUUCGGGUUGGGGCAGCCUGGGUGAUUCGAAGGGCAUCCAGAACCGACUGCUUCAGUACCUGGAUGAGGAGGUGAUCGACCAGGAGCGCUGCCUCUGCCAAUACUUGCCAGGAUUGGUCAGCCAACGACGGCACAUUUGCACCGAUGGAAGCAAUGGAAAAGGUGCCUGCAAUGGCGACUCCGGUGGCCCGUUGACCUUCCACUUUCGCAAUGCCAGCUACCUGAUUGGGGUCACCUCAUUCGGGAGCAUCGAGGGAUGCGAGGUGGGGGCACCGACUGUCUACGCCAGGAUAACCGCAUAUUUGCCAUGGAUCCGACAGCAAACGGCAACGAGCAACUAAAUGCAAUUAACGCCUAAUUGCAGCCCAUUAAUUGCUAAACAAUAUAGUCGGGCCAGACAAUAAAACCAAUUUGAGCAGUGAAAUUGAGAUGGGUGGUCCUGCCGACAAAGGGCAGGUGAAAAUGGUCCAUUUUAUGGGUGGUUGUUUUCCCCCGAAUGGAAAUUGCUGCCGAUAAAUAACAAUAAACA
This is a messenger RNA of Drosophila ficusphila, 1145 nucleotides long. Its product is annotated as brachyurin. Bases 1 to 957 code for a protein of 318 amino acids. Gene Ontology annotation, molecular function: serine-type endopeptidase activity. Gene Ontology annotation, biological process: proteolysis. The record is from RefSeq and is a predicted model, not a curated record. The transcript has a single exon. NCBI's taxonomy places the organism in Eukaryota, Metazoa, Arthropoda, Insecta, Diptera, Drosophilidae.